CCACACCCACUUCUCAUGGGCGUGGCUCGUAUCAUUUAUGUUCACAAGCAAACUCUGCAAUGGUGAACUUUCCUUGUCCUUUGUUCCCCAAUAAUACUGGAUACGAGCUCUCUGUGGUUGACAUCAGAGUAUCUGUAUCUUGUUUCUCUUUACUUGGAAGCAUUUUCGUGAUUGGGCUGAUAUGGCUCUUCAAGAAAUACAAGUUCUUCACACAGAGAUUGAUCCUCUAUCUUAGUAUUGCUUCUCUCAUCUCCUCCAUUGCAUACAUUUUGGGCAGAUUCGAUUAUGGUAGUGAUAACAAGCAACAUUUAUGUAUAUUUACUGGUUUCCUUCUUCUCUACUCCGAUUGGUCAGUAUUGCUCUCGACUAUUGGAGUUACUGCAAACCUCUUCUUUAAAGUGACUUGUGAAAGGCUGUCAAAUAAAUAUGAAUUCAUUUAUGUCAUGCUGUCAUUCGGAGUACCUGUAUUGUUUAUAUGGAUCCCUUUCACUUUUGAUGCGUAUGGUCCUUCUGGUGCCUGGUGUUGGAUAAGGAACAAGAACGUCACUGAUUGUACUCCCUUCAUAAAGGGGAAGAUAAUACAGCUGCUGGUCUGGUACAUUCCACUCUAUGCACUAAUACUCUUCCUCUUCAUUGUGUAUGUAUACAUUGCUGCCAGAGUCAGCUACAGGGUUAGAACAUGGCAAGGGCUCUAUGACCCACAGGUGCAAAGGCAAAGGAUAUUGAUGAGAGAAGAGAUCAAGCCACUAAUGUGGUAUCCUCUCAUUUAUUUCUUAGUCCAGUUGUUUCCAUUCAUCAAUAGGAUAGUGUACAAUGUUACUGAUAAUGCUUACAUUGGCCUCUUUGUCCUCCAUGUGUUAACUUCACCCCUGACUGGUGUACUCAUAGCCUUUGCUUAUGCACUGGAUAAGGAAACUUUAAAAAGACUAAACUGGAACUCGAUAAAAGCUAGUUUGAGAUUCAGGAGUACCUCAAAAAUUGUGACAGCGUAUUCGGCUGAGGAAACAUUUGAAGAGGAGUUAGAGGCAACCCCAAGAAGCACUUACUUCAGUGAAAGCAGCGAAGGAGAAGAUGAGAAUAAGAGACUCGUAUCAACUCGAAUCGAUUAAUGGACACCAGACUUACUUUAUUCAUUUUAUCACUCAUGAUCUGUAUCUUUUAGUAAAUACCUGAGUUUUAACAAAUCUAAAUUGAUCGUAAACACACAAUUAUUUUGGAGUUAAUUUUUA
This is a messenger RNA of Amphimedon queenslandica, 1229 nucleotides long. Its product is annotated as cyclic AMP receptor-like protein A. Gene Ontology annotation, cellular component: plasma membrane. The record is from RefSeq and is a predicted model, not a curated record. Gene Ontology annotation, biological process: cell surface receptor signaling pathway; adenylate cyclase-activating G protein-coupled receptor signaling pathway. The transcript is spliced from 14 exons. Gene Ontology annotation, molecular function: G protein-coupled receptor activity. The coding region runs from base 60 to 1109 and encodes 349 amino acids. NCBI's taxonomy places the organism in Eukaryota, Metazoa, Porifera, Demospongiae, Haplosclerida, Niphatidae.